Molecule: messenger RNA, 1997 nt
Organism: Arabidopsis arenosa
Lineage: Eukaryota; Viridiplantae; Streptophyta; Magnoliopsida; Brassicales; Brassicaceae
Source: the annotation of a GenBank genome assembly
ACUAUCUCUUCUCUCUCUUUUGUGUCACAUCCUUCUCUUUCUCUUCUAAUCUUGUUCUUGUUCUACCAUGGCUUCUUCUGAAACAAGAAUGAACAAGGCAAGAGAAAAAGAAGAAGCCAUAGCAAAUGGAGUGAGAGUGAGAGCACUUCAAGCGAGUCUUAUGCAGAUGAAGUCAAGCCCAUCUUCCAAUUACAGUCUCAGAAACCCUUCUUCCUCUUCUGCUGCUUCACCAGCUUCUCGUCCUCUCCCUAACCUCUCUGCUCAUGAUUACCCUGUUUUCACUCCUAGCUAUGAAGAUGAGCCUGUGUCUGCAUUUCAUCACAAGAAUCUCACUUUAUCUGAGACUUGGGAUGAAGAUGGUGUUGGUUUAGUAGAUGGAGAUACUUAUCUCUCUGAUUCUUACAAAACCUCAACUACAAGAAAGACUGUGAUGCCUAAUCAAGAUUCUCAUCAUCAUGUUUACACGAUGUCGGACGCUCUCAGGUCUCCACCAUUACAGUUUUAUACAACCGGUAGAAGCAACUGUGGCUCGGUUGACUUUAGAUCGGUCUCUUCUUGCAAUGACUACAAUAAACAAAGAGGUUUUGAUACCAAGAGCUUAAAGAACUCUAAUCUUGUUGUGCCCUUGACGGAUUCGCACUCUGCCGUUGUUUCUUCUCAGCCAAGAAACCGUGGAGGUAGAGUGAUGUCUUGGUUAUUCCCUAAGUUAAAGAGAAAGCAAAAGAGCAAUUCGAUUUUUAACUCACCUAGUAGAACAGAGAAAUCAGAGGAAGUUUCUGAGGUGUUGAAGGACUCGGGUUCGGGUGUUGAGAAGUUAAAGAGAGAAUUGAUGGAAGCAAACAGAAGUAGGGAUGCUGCGUUAACACAAGUCUUAGAGAUGAAAUCUUCAUUGGGAGAGUUAAGUGAGAAGCUUCAGUACUUGGAAAGUUACUGUGACAAUUUAAAGAAAGCUUUGAGAGAAGCAACAGAAGUAGUGUCACAGGAGAAUAGUGUUGGAAGAAGCUCUGGGAAGAAGAACUCAGAGAUGCCAGUGAGUGAAGAAGUGAUGGUUGAAGGGUUCUUGCAGAUUGUAUCGGAAGCAAGAUUAUCGAUAAAGCAAUUCUUGAAAACAUUAGUUUCAGAGAUCGACGAAGAAGACUCGACUCUUAUUGGUAACAUCAACACUCUCCUUCAACCCCACAACUUGUCAUUCACCUCUAAGUACUCCAAAAUCAUUCAGUACCACUUAGAAGCGAUCAUAAGCCAAUCGGUUUACCAAGACUUUGAGAACUGCGUAUUCCAGAAGAACGGUAAGCCGAAACUGCUUGAUCCGGAACAAGAUAGACAAGCGAAUUUCUCGUCAUUUGCUUCUUUGAGAAACUUGAGCUGGAACGAGGUAUUGAAAAAGGGUACAAAAUACUACAGUGAUGAGUUCAGUAGAUUCUGCGAUGAGAAGAUGAGUUUGAUCAUUACAACAUUGAAUUGGACAAGACCUUGGUCAGAACAAAUGCUUCAAGCAUUCUUUGUGGCUGCAAAAUGUGUAUGGUUGCUUCAUUUGCUUGCCUUCUCGUUCAAUCCAGCGUUAGGGAUCUUGAGAGUUGAGGAGAACAGAGAGUUUGAAUCGAGUUUUAUGGAAGAUAUGGGUGCAGAUAGGCAGAGAUCAGCAUCGUCCCGUGGACCGGCACGAGUUAAGGUUAUGGUGAUGCCUGGGUUUUAUGUUCAAGAUAGGGUUUUGAGAUGUAAGGUUCUUUGCAGGUACAAGUCAUUGAGCUGAACUGAAGAGAGUCACACUCACUCUAGUCUAAUCAAAAUUGAUUGCUUCUUAAUUAACUUUUCUUAUUGUUAAUCUCUUGUGGUUUCUACCUAGGCUUCAGUGAUCUUUUUACAUUUGUCUUUGUUAAAAAUGUUAUAGGUUUUUAACUUUUGUCAAAUGCUAGUUGUCGAGGAGAUUUUGUAUAUUUACAUUGUAUUGAUGCAUAUUUGUGAUUUAGGUAGGUAAAUCAAUAGGCUAACUAAUA